Messenger RNA from Acanthoscelides obtectus, 5473 nucleotides. Lineage: Eukaryota; Metazoa; Arthropoda; Insecta; Coleoptera; Chrysomelidae. The record is from the annotation of a GenBank genome assembly.
CCCAUCCCUAAUCGGUGAUAGGUAUUUAAGAUAAAUAAAGUGAAAAUAUUUUUAUUUAUGACGAUUAUUAAUGGUCUAUUUUACCAGAUUCGAAGUGAAAAUCGUGCAAUAAGUACUUUAUACUCAGUUUUUACAAUUUAAAUAAUAUAAUUUAAUAAUUGGGCUCUUCAAAACUCCAUAAAACCAGGACUAUUUGCUCCAAGAUGUUGUUUACCUAUUUUUGAUCUCGUCCACAGAUUAUUAGCUACACUAAUCUCGUCUGUUGAUAUUUUGUCUUUGUGAUAUUAAUAACAAUAACGGUAGUGUUUUCUGGGAAACCCAUAAUGCUUAGUUAGAAGAUCACAUAACAGGGUAAUAGAAGACUCUCCAUUCGUCCAAAACUAUUGUAAAGAAGAAGAAAUGUCUUCUUAUCUACGAGGGUCUACCAACUACGUUUGGUCAACUACAAGCAUUCUGGGUAAAGGGGCAACUGCCACAGUCCAUCAAGGAGUUAAUAAAGUGAAUGGGGAGCCAGUUGCUGUGAAAACUUUCAAUCACAUCAGCACCUUGCGACCCCAAGAAAUACAGAUUAGAGAAUUUGAAGUUCUACAAAAAGUUAAUCAUGAAAAUAUUGUCAAAUUGUUGGCAAUUGAAGAGGAACAAGAAAACAGAGGAAAGGUGAUAGUCAUGGAACUUUGUACUGGGGGAAGCCUUUUCAACAUUUUGGAUGACCCUGAAAAUACAUAUGGAUUGGAAGAAUCAGAGUUUCUGCUUGUUUUAGAACACUUGUAUGCUGGCAUGAAGCAUUUAAGAGAUAAUAAUUUGAUUCAUAGGGAUCUCAAACCGGGAAACAUCAUGAAGUUCAUCCGUGAUGAUGGCACAACUGUUUACAAACUUACUGACUUUGGAGCAGCAAGAGAAUUACAAGAGGGACAACACUUCCAGUCUUUAUAUGGUACUGAAGAGUACCUUCAUCCAGAUAUGUAUGAAAGAGCAGUUUUGCGGAAACACGCUAACAAAACUUUUGGAGCCACUAUUGAUCUUUGGUCCAUAGGUGUGACUUUGUAUCAUGUAGCAACUGGAAAUCUACCUUUCAGACCUUACGGAGGCAGAAGAAAUAAAGAAACUAUGCACUACAUAACUACAAGAAAAGAAAGUGGUGUUAUUUCAGGGAUUCAAACUAAGGAGAAUGGGCCCAUAGAAUGGAAAAGAGAGCUGCCUAGCAACUGUCAGUUGAGCUAUGGUUUGAAGAAAAUCAUUACUCCACUGCUAGCUGGGUUAUUGGAAGCUGAUCAUAGGAAAAUAUGGACGUUUGAUAGGUUUUUCAAAGAGGUAGAGGUAGUGUUAUCUAGAAAAUGCAUAGACAUAUUCCACGUGAACGAAGCAAGGCUGAUCAAAAUAUAUAUUUUACCUGAUGAGACAUAUCAAAAUUUGAGAGAAUACAUCUCCGAACAGACCAACAUCAAAGACACUAGCCAAAUUUUGAUAUACCAGAACGAUCUGUUUUUAAAUAUAAUAGAGGAAUAUACCAGAGCUGAAGGAUACCCGACAACGAAAAAAGAAGAACCGAUAUUUUUGUUCAACAGAGACGAUAACAACAUUUCGAUAACUACAGACUUAGAAUUGCCGAAAUUCACAGAUUUUAUGACUGUGAUUUCAGUAGAGAAUGAUGCGGCGCAAGCUAAGUUUGCUUGUAGUAUCGGACAUCAGUGUAAACGGCACAUAGAAAGAUACUCGCUGUAUAGCAAAUUGAUUUUUGAUACUGUGGAUAACUUCACGAAAUAUUCGAAUUUAGAGUUGAAGCAGCUGCAUCAAAACACUCAGCAUUUGCUGGAUAAAACUUUGUUAAUGAAAAAGAUGGCUGGAGUGCUGGCAUUGUCGCAGCAAAUAAGCAACUACGGGAGGAAGUGCGAAUUCCCGGAGAGGUUGGAGUCGAUCAGCAAGGAGUUUGCUACUGAAGCAGCAAAAGGUGUUACUAACUUGCAUAAAUCCAACUGUGUAGAGAACACGUUGAAACUGCAGUGGGACAGUAUGAGUAGGGAUCUGAAAUGUCCUUACAAAACUUUGGCGCCUGCGAGAGCAAAAACCCAAGUAGAACAUUUACGUGAUUCUUGGCAGCAUCUGGUGCGCGAUAGAGCCACAAGGACCUUAUCGUACAACGAUGAACAGUUUCAUAUUUUGGAACGUAUAAAAAUCACCCAAACGAUCAACAGGCUGAAAAUUCUGCUCGAAAAAGAAGUUUUCCCCCAGUACGAACAGCUGGCUGAAAAUUUUGGAGACUGGUAUAAAAUAGCUCAAAACAUUCAUCUGAAAAUGGGGAUUUUAAGAUCGGACGUGAAUGCUUUCGAAAAUAAAUUGAGAGACUUUGAAGAAGAACUGACUAUAGAUAAUUUGGACUAUUCAGAACAUAUAAAAAAUAAUUUAGAUAAAGUCAAAAACAGUAAUGUUUCUAAAAGAAAUUCGAGUAGUACACAAAAUCAAAAGUUGAAGACUUGCAUUAAUAAUUAUAAAAAGGAGAGCGAGGAUAUUAGGAAAAUCAUGAGGGAAAACACAGAACUGUUAAACCAGCUGAACAAGUCCACAAGUGAACUUGGUGCUUUGAAUAUAAGUCAUGGCAAUGUGAAUCAGCAUGGAUGAGUUCACUCACUAUCUCUUUCUUAAAUUUGUUAUAAAAUAAAAAAUACGCGAGCGAAAUUAUCCCUUGAUGUAAUCUUGCUUGCAAUACUUUUAUACUGUGAUACCUUAUAUUUUACAUUCAGGGAAUGGUUCUGUCUUUUAUUCUUCAAUUUUUCUUAUUCGAUUAUUUGCCAAUUUCGAUAGAUUUCCACAUACUUGAAAUUUUGAGCGAAUGUUCGCCAUUUUGUCCGCUUAGAUAUUUAGGAAUUCUGAUGUCAGAUCCUUUUGAUGCAAAUGUGUUCGAAAACUAGAGAUAUUUACCCUAUAUUUCGUUAUAUGUUAUUGUUUUGGUUGUAGAAAAUUCUAGGGAUGCAUCUCUAAGCAAACUUACGCGCAAUCACAAAAAAUAGCCAAGGUUGUAACAUAAUUUUGUUAGUAUCAAAUGCAUGAUUUUUAGUAAAAAUCUACAGUCUUCUCGAGUAAGCUAGCGUGUUUACGGUAUUUACGUGGCUUAUUUUUUAUAUACAGGGUGGCCAAUAUGUAACUGACUGGUAUGUAUUUUGAAUAUUUGUGAAAUGAAAUACGUCCAUUUUUUUCAUCUUAAUGUUUUAUUGAAACUUAGAAAAUGAUGUAUGAAAAAUGUCCUCCUCUAGAAGCCGCGCAAACCCGAGCCCUCUUGAUUAUUUACAUUUUCCAUUUUUGGUAGGUUUCGGGAGGAAUACUUUUAAUCGCUUCCGUAGUACAUAUUGUUCUUCAGCUGCUCUACAAUAUUUGGUUUGUUGACAUAAACCCUAUCUUUCUAAACCCCCAAAAAAAGGCAGGAGCCGUUAAAUGCGGUGACCUUGGUGGCCAGUAGACAUCACGAAAUCGAGAAAUUAAACGUCCCAGAAAUAUUAUUCGCAAAAGAUUCAUUGUUUUCCUAGCUGUGUGAAAAGUUGCUCCGUCCUGCUGGAACCACAUUUUUCGCAGGUUAAAUUGUUGGAUUUGAGGAGCCAGAAAGUUUUGCACCAUAUCACGGUAGCGCUCUUUCAUGGUCACUACAAUGUAGUUCUUGGGUUAACUGAAUUUUGUAUGGCCGCAAAUGCAAGUCUUUUUUUUUUAAAUAGUACAUAAUGACAUGCGAAAAAUACCCAGUUCUUGACAACGAUGUCUGGUAGACGUCUCAGGGCGCUCCACUACACUUCAACGAACUCUAGAGGUUUUACGGAGUACGAACAGUUCGAACACGGCCCGACCUUGGCAAGUCUUUAGCUUUACCUAUUUGUUUAAAUUUCUGCACCAACUGACAAAUGGUGGGCACAUUAUUUCGACCGAAAUCUCGUCGUAGUUUCCGAAUCGUUGCAACAAUCUCAUUAUUUAAGUAAAACGUUUUAACAAUAUUGACGCGUUGUUGGAUCAUGUAGCACCCCAUGAUGAAUUUGACACAUGUGCUUCAAACAACUACUUCUGCGUCACCUACUGAAAUGCGUGUAUCAAAAAUGACGCGGAAUUUAAAUCUUUAUAUAUUGGCCGCCGUGUACAAGGUUUUCUUUAUUAAAAAUACGAAGUGCCUGGAGCAUCUACUAUAGCUAGGUAAACUGAAAUACCAGUGUAGUAUUACUUUGUCGAACUUUUUAUUUGCUCUUUCAUCCUUCAUAUGAACUCUCAAAAAACAACACAAACCACAAAACGAAAUAAAAUAGUGCAGAAAAAGUCAGAACGUAAAUAAGAAUCCCAUAUUUCUGCGGAAAAAAUCUUUAUACAUAAUUUUAAUUUAGUGCUUCCCAAAUCUGAAUUGGUCCCGCCACGAAAUCGAAGAGUCUUUGUGUUUCUUUUGUAACCUCAUCACAAAAGCAGUUUAAAAACAAAGGUUUAGUUUCAAAAAAUAUGGUUUCAAUUUUAACUCCUGCUGAAUUUCACAGUGGAUAGCAUAUAUCUAGCGGUUAUAUUAAAAAUAAUCUGAAAGUAUCUUAAAUACACUAACCUGCUCACAAUGUCUAAGAUGCACGACUUUUUGUGGUGCGUUAGAUUCUUGGAAAAGCAAAUCAAUUAUGAGAAUGAAAAGACCUUUUGAAAAUCUUAAUAUGAGCAACAGUCGCUCAAAUAAUCUAGAGCAGGGCUGUCCAACAUACGGCCCGCGAACUCCUUUCUUGCGGCCCGCUUCACGGGUCAUGUAUACAUCACAUGUAUAAAUUACUCUCAAGUACCGAAUAUGCACAAUUCUUACAUUAAUACAUAUAAUGUUGUAUAGAAAGAUUUUAUAAUGCGGCCCUCCAAACUACAUUUUUUUUUGAAGUGGCCCUUGGGCCGCAUUAAGUUGGACAGCCCUGAUCUAGAGCAAGCCGCUCCACUGAUUAACCGUUACUCUAAUCUGAGCGAGUUAUGAAAAAAGUAGUACUUGGUGCAUCCCUAGUAAAUUCCUUAGGAUUCUGCCGUUCAAAAUGAUAUUGCAUUUUUUAAUACAUUGUCAAUUAUGAACUAGUCUUCAAAUGAUAUUGAACGUUCUCUAAGAAUUGACUUUAUUUCAUUUUGACGUAUAUAUAUCGAUAGACCUUAAAAUUCUGAAUAGAGUUGCUCAGCUUUCAUUCAUUGUCCUACCUGAGACGAAGCCUACACCUUGCUGCAGAGUUGCCAAAUAGCAUGCAACAACUGUCUAUGGUUGACCGUCUGUGAUCGAAAGCUAUAUUACUUGUUUAAAAUAUGCAUGUUAUAACAGUAUUUAUCUAUUUAUACUGUGAUUAAAAUGAUCUAGUUUGUAGCAUAUAAUCAUUUAUUUACUAUAAGUUUGGAUGGCUUCGUGGCCAUCUGUUUUGAAAAACACUUUUUGUUUUGUGAUAUAUUAAUAAAUGAAAAUGUAAAAGGAUUUCAUUGAAGUUUUGUCCUUAAAAUUUUCGCCGCU